AUGGAGGAAGCUGCCAUGUUAGGGACGGGGGAGGCGUUGACUGAGGUCUGUGGCGUCAGGCAGCUGGCGAGAGGAAGCCCAGGCGGGAGAGGAGCUUCUGGUGACCGUGGAACAAAGGGCCUUCGGGGAGAUCCGGGAAUUCCUGGACAGGACAAUAGCAUCCAAGGACCCAAGGGCUUGAAAGGAGGCCAUGGAAGACAAGGCAGAAGAGGCUGGCCGGGCCCUCCCGGGACACCAGGCUCAAGAAGAAAGACGGUAGUUCAUGGCCGAAGGGGACAUACAGGCCCACAGGGAAAUCCAGGCAUCUCAGGCCCAGAUGGACUUGAAGGCUCACCGGGACUUGUGGGCCCUCAGGGCCCGAGAGGAGACGUUGGUGAGAAAGGAUAUAAAGGAGGCCUGGGAAUGAAAGGUCCCCAGGGGCCUCCAGGACCCGGAGGACAAGCAGGGAACCAAGGCCGUUUGGGAAGCCAAGGAAAUAAAGGAGAACCUGGAGACCUGGGAGAAAAGGGAGCUGCUGGCUUCCCGGGCCCUCGGGGCCUGCAGACCUCUUUAUCAGAAAUCAUCCCACCCUCCCCGCUUUGCCCACGGCUUCCACAAGCCUCGGACAGUGGCCAACACAAGGGCAGUUUGCCCCGCUGGUUUUGUUCGGGUGAUGACGGCAGCCCGGGAUAUGGUAGCGUUGGCCGAAAAGGGACAAAG
Molecule: messenger RNA, 699 nt
Organism: Psammomys obesus (fat sand rat)
Lineage: Eukaryota; Metazoa; Chordata; Mammalia; Rodentia; Muridae
Product: collagen alpha-6(VI) chain-like
Exons: 11
Biological process (GO): extracellular matrix organization
Molecular function (GO): extracellular matrix structural constituent conferring tensile strength
Source: RefSeq, a predicted model, not a curated record